Kluyveromyces lactis is the source of this 1239-nucleotide messenger RNA. RefSeq names its product pyruvate dehydrogenase (acetyl-transferring) subunit E1 alpha (gene PDA1). Gene Ontology annotation, biological process: pyruvate decarboxylation to acetyl-CoA. The record is from RefSeq and is a predicted model, not a curated record. Gene Ontology annotation, molecular function: pyruvate dehydrogenase (acetyl-transferring) activity. The transcript has a single exon. Gene Ontology annotation, cellular component: intracellular membrane-bounded organelle. The coding region runs from base 1 to 1239 and encodes 412 amino acids. Lineage: Eukaryota; Fungi; Ascomycota; Saccharomycetes; Saccharomycetales; Saccharomycetaceae.
AUGCUAUCUUUGAAAGCUCAAUCCUCUGUGGUUGGGAAGUCCAGCUCUUUGAGAUUGGUUAGAAACUUUUCUAAAAACGUCCGUGCUUUGUCCCAGGUUGCUGAUGAAACUAAGCCAGGUGAUGAUGACCUAGUUCAAAUUGAUUUGCCAGAAACCUCUUUUGAAGGUUAUCUUUUGGAUGUUCCUGAAUUAAGUUAUCAAACCACCAAGUCCAAUUUGCUACAAAUGUACAAGGAUAUGAUUAUCGUUAGAAGAAUGGAAAUGGCCUGUGACGCUUUGUACAAGGCUAAGAAAAUUAGAGGUUUCUGUCACUCCUCUGUCGGUCAAGAAGCCAUUGCCGUUGGUAUUGAAAACGCUAUCACUAAGCGUGAUACCGUCAUCACCUCUUACAGAUGUCAUGGUUUCACCUACAUGAGAGGUGCUGCUGUUCAAGCUGUGUUGGCUGAAUUGAUGGGUAGAAGAACUGGUGUGUCCUUCGGUAAGGGUGGUUCCAUGCACUUGUACGCCCCUGGUUUCUACGGUGGUAAUGGUAUCGUUGGUGCCCAAGUCCCAUUGGGUGCUGGUUUGGCCUUCGCUCAUCAAUACAAACACGAAGAUGCUUGUUCUUUUGCCUUGUACGGUGAUGGUGCCUCUAACCAAGGUCAAGUUUUCGAAUCCUUCAACAUGGCCAAGUUAUGGAACUUACCAGCCGUCUUCUGUUGUGAAAACAACAAGUACGGUAUGGGUACCGCUGCCGCAAGAUCUUCAGCCAUGACUGAAUACUUCAAGCGUGGUCAAUACAUUCCUGGUUUGAAGGUUAACGGUAUGGAUAUCUUGGCUGUUUACCAAGCUUCCAAGUUCGCUAAGGACUGGACUGUCUCCGGUAACGGUCCAAUCGUUCUUGAAUACGAAACUUACAGAUAUGGUGGUCACUCUAUGUCUGAUCCAGGUACUACUUACAGAACCAGAGAUGAAAUCCAACACAUGAGAUCUAAGAACGAUCCAAUUGCAGGUUUAAAGAUGCACUUAUUGGAAUUGGGUAUCGCCACGGAAGAUGAAAUUAAGGCUUACGACAAGGCUGCUAGAAAGUACGUCGAUGAGCAAGUCGAAUUAGCUGAUGCUGCCCCAGCUCCAGAAGCUAAGAUGUCCAUCUUGUUCGAGGAUGUCUACGUUCCAGGUUCUGAAACUCCAACCCUAAGAGGUAGAUUGCAAGAAGAUACUUGGGAUUUUGCUAAGAAGAGCUUUGCUUUCAGAGAUUAG